AUGCCAAUCAAAUGGAUUUUUCAGUGGCAGCCAAAUGCAGGCACAACAGUCAACACUCAAAUACUGUUAGAAAUAUCUCAAUGUGUUGAAAGCAUUAAUGGUGUUAAAGAAGGAAGUUGGAAAAAUACUUUUACCUUCUAUAAGCCCAUUCUCAAAGAACAAGCAAAUUGCUCGGAAUUUCCCCGAAACUUUUUGGGGAUUUCACUUCAUGAACAACCCAACAAGUAUUACAUGGCACUUAGUAAGCAACGGUUGAUCAUGGAAGCAGAGUCAUCAAUUCUGACGAUAAUGGAAAACUUACAGUCUUACAAAAUGAAGAUUGCACUUAAUUGUGAGGGGCUUCAGUAUCGACUUGGUGACUUUCUUCUGCGAGUGGGCAAAAUUAUUCCAAUAAACUCUGAGAACUUGAGGGAAAUAGUUAUGGAGAUGGAGUAUCUUCCCAUUUCCUCAUGGGAGACGUCACAUCAGAUUAUGAGUGAAUUUUUCGACAUAUGGAAGGAAACUCUUGAAAAAAGAUUAUUACCGGGUCAUUUUGUGCACAUUGAACCAAAUUUUUCAGAGUUUGGCCUUUCUGAUCAAUACACUUCACAGCACACAGUUGUACAAUAUGCUAGCAUCUUGGCUCAAAUGGUAGCAACAUCACAAGCAACAAGAAAAUAGAAUGUUUUGUUGACAUUAUAUGAUUUUUCUUUAGCUUCAGAAAUCAGUUCUUUAUGUUCAGAAACAGAUUGGGAAU
Molecule: messenger RNA, 736 nt
Organism: Solanum dulcamara
Lineage: Eukaryota; Viridiplantae; Streptophyta; Magnoliopsida; Solanales; Solanaceae
Product: mediator of RNA polymerase II transcription subunit 20a-like
Exons: 5
Coding region: 1-660 (219 amino acids)
Biological process (GO): regulation of transcription by RNA polymerase II
Cellular component (GO): mediator complex
Molecular function (GO): transcription coactivator activity
Source: RefSeq, a predicted model, not a curated record